AUGAACAGAUUUUAUUCCAUGGAGGCGGUGGAGCCAGAGAACGGGACUAAAGUUAGAGAGUCCUUCAAGUUUGUGUCGGAGGUGAAGACGGAUGUAGGGAGGGACGGUGGAGAGGAGCCAUCAGAGCCCUCCUGCUGUCUCAGUGUCAGCAAUAUCUCCUACACAGUCAGUGAGCGUGUGGGUCCCUGGUGGGACUUACCCUCCUACAAGAAGCGAUGGACUCGUAAAAUCCUCAAUGAUGUCUCCUUCCACGUAGACAGUGGGCAGAUCAUGGGCAUACUGGGCAAUUCAGGCUCAGGAAAGACCACGUUGUUGGAUGCCAUCUCAGGGAGGAUUGGAAACCAUGGUAUGCUGUUGGGUGAGAUCUUCGUUAAUGGCAGGAAAAUGAAGAGAGAUGAGUACCAGGACUGCUUCUCCUAUGUACUGCAGAGUGAUAACUUGUUGAGUUAUCUGACAGUGGAGGAGACUCUGACCUAUACAGCCCAGCUGGCUCUGAGGAAACACUCAGCCGCAGCUAUCAAGAAGAAGGUGUCGUCGGUGAUGGCCGAGCUGAGUCUGAGUCACGUGGCCCACAGCGUUAUUGGAGGUCGUGUUUUCCCGGGGAUCUCUGGGGGCGAGAGAAGAAGGGUCUCCAUUGCCGGCCAGCUGCUUCAGGACCCAAGGGUGAUCCUAUUGGAUGAGCCGACCACUGGCCUGGACAGCAUGACCGCCAAUCAGAUUGUGGUGCUGCUGGCAGAGCUGGCCAGGAGGAACCGUAUCGUGAUAGUAACCAUCCACCAACCUCGCUCCGAGCUCUUCAGGGUGUUCAGCAGGAUAGCUAUAAUGAGUCGUGGAGAGCUGGUGUUCUGUGGGAAGCCAGAAGAGAUGGUGGACUUUUUCAGCCAAUGUGGAUAUGAGUGUCCAGAGUACUGCAACCCCUUUGACAUCUACGUUGACUUCACCUCAGUGGACACACGCAGCAGUGAGAGGGAGACGGCCACCUUCAGUCGCAUGCAUGAGAUCACUUCAUCCUAUCAGAGGUCUACCAUCUACCAGGGCAUGUUGGGCAAAAUGGAGCAAAGCCUGCAGCGAUCAGACAAGCCAGACAUCCCCUUUAAGAGCAAAGAGUCACCCAGCGGUGCAGCCAAACUUGAAGUUCUGCUAAGGAGGACAGCAAGAAACCUGUCCAGAGACAGGAUGGGUGUUCUGAUGCGUCUGUCCCAGAACCUGAUCUACGGUCUUUUUGUGGCGUUCUUUGUGAUGCAUCUAGACAACGACGUCAACAAGGGUGCUGUGCAAGACCGCAUUGGCAUCAUCUAUCAGAGCGUUGGUGCUUCGCCCUACACUGGCAUGCUGAAUGCUGUAGCUCUCUUCCCGGCAUUGCGAGCCAUCAGUGACCAGGAGAGUAAAGAUGGUCUGUACAGUAAAUGGCAAAUGUUCUUGGCCUACAUCUUCCACAUCCUGCCCUUCAGCAUCCUGAGUGUUUUCAUUUUCACUUCCUUCCUUUACUGGACGGUGGGGAUGCAUCCUGACAGCCUGCGCUUCCUGUGUUUCACUGCUGUAGUCCUGGUGCCACAUAUUAUAGGUGAGCUCCUGACUGUGGUGUUAUUAGGAGUUGUUCAAGACCCUAACAUGGUCAACACUGGAGUUGCUCUGCUCAAUAUUGCAGGGAUUGUGGUGGGAUCUGGCUUCCUAAGAAGCACCCAGCAGAUGCCGGUGGUCUUCCAGUGGCUCAGCUACCUGACCUUCCAGAAGUACAGCUGUGAGCUGCUCAUAGUCACUGAGUUCCAAGGACUUGACUUCACAUGCAAUAAUUCCAAACCUUUGCCGGGAGCCUGUCUGGUCACUCAAGGCAAUCAGAUCAUUGAUGAGGGCUAUCCUGGCGCUCUGUCCCGAUACACACUAGACUUUGUUCUCCUCUACUCCUUCCUGCCUGCCCUCCUGCUACUGGGCAUGAUUAGCUUUAAGAUCAGAGACAGGCUUGUAUGUCACUGA
This is a messenger RNA of Micropterus dolomieu (smallmouth bass), 1974 nucleotides long. RefSeq names its product ATP-binding cassette, sub-family G (WHITE), member 5 (gene abcg5). The transcript is spliced from 14 exons. Bases 1 to 1974 code for a protein of 657 amino acids. Lineage: Eukaryota; Metazoa; Chordata; Actinopteri; Centrarchiformes; Centrarchidae. Gene Ontology annotation, molecular function: ABC-type transporter activity; ATP binding; ATP hydrolysis activity. Gene Ontology annotation, cellular component: plasma membrane. Gene Ontology annotation, biological process: cholesterol homeostasis. The record is from RefSeq and is a predicted model, not a curated record.